Messenger RNA from Mauremys mutica (yellowpond turtle), 1091 nucleotides. RefSeq names its product XPA, DNA damage recognition and repair factor (gene XPA). Gene Ontology annotation, molecular function: damaged DNA binding. Gene Ontology annotation, cellular component: nucleotide-excision repair factor 1 complex. The record is from RefSeq and is a predicted model, not a curated record. Gene Ontology annotation, biological process: base-excision repair; nucleotide-excision repair involved in interstrand cross-link repair; UV-damage excision repair. The coding region runs from base 266 to 1006 and encodes 246 amino acids. NCBI's taxonomy places the organism in Eukaryota, Metazoa, Chordata, Testudines, Geoemydidae. The transcript is spliced from 6 exons.
GAAAGGAGGGACGGGCAGUAGAAACAAAAGUGAAACCAUUUGAGCAGCGUAUUCCAUAAGUCUUGAGGUCUUUCUGAGUGUAGCCUUCAUUGAUUUGAGAUCUACCAUACCGUUCUCUCACUAAAAGGGAAAACCUGUAAUAGCAACAGGCCAUAAAAGAGACCCAGUUUGGGAAUGUUUUAAUGAAGUUCCUCUGGUGGGUAAGACAGGCAUGCAUGCAAAAUGCAAACAGCGCAACAAAGAAAUACAAGGCUUGGUUUCCUGAAUGAAAUACCAUCAUGAGAAGUGUUCCUUCUCAGGAGGAAGCUGCGUUAAAGAUGAUGAAAGGAACAUGUUAGAACAUGCAGGAUCUUCAGGAAGUGCUAAAGUUAAAGCACCUCCAAAGAUAAUUGACACAGGAGGAGGGUUCUUUUUGGAAGAGGAGGAAGAGGAGGAACACAAGGUUGAGAAAAUUGUCCAUCAGCCAGGACCUGUACUAGAAUUUGAUUACCUUAUUUGUGAGGAAUGUGGCAAACAAUUCAUGGACUCAUAUCUCAUGCAGCACUUUGAUUGGGCAACAUGCGAUAAUUGCAGAGAUGUUGAAGGUAAGCAUAAGCUUAUAACAAGGACUGAGGCAAAGCAAGACUACCUUCUUAAAGACUGUGACUUAGAUAAGAGAGAACCGGUGCUCAAAUUUAUUUUGAAGAAAAACCCUCAUAAUUCACAGUGGGGUGACAUGAAGCUUUACUUAAAAUUACAGGUAAUAAAACGUUCGCUUGAAGUUUGGGGUAGUGAAGAAGCGUUGCAAGAAGCAAGAGAAACCCGCCAAGAUAAUAGAGAGAAGAUGAAACAGAAAAAGUUUGAUAAAAAAGUUAAAGAGCUCCGUCGAGCUGUUAGGAGCAGUUUGUGGAAAAGAGGAACAGGUUCCCACCAGCAUGAGUACGGACCCGAAGAAAACAUUGAAGAAGAUAUGUACAAAAAGACAUGUACUAUAUGUGGCCAUGAAUUAACAUAUGAGAAAAUGUAAUAGCCCUUGAUUGAUUUUACAUAAAAUGCACCUUUUGUAAUGUUAAUAUUUUGUAUCAAGUAAAAUAAAAAUGAUUGAAAGUAAA